AUGUGUACCUAUCGGCUCAAAGCACGUAACAGACCUCGCAAACCGAAAACGCCUGUACUGACAGAGAUCUCCAACUCUGAAACUCCCGAGGAUUCUCAAGGUGAUAGCAUGUAUCCAGCCUCUAUCGCAGCUUCCAACGGUGGGGGCGAGUCUGGGACUCAUGAACAGCUUGUCUAUGGUCCGACGUCAACUUUUGCAUUUCUACAGACUUUACAUGAUGAGCUGAUUCAUAGGCGUAUCCUUGAAUUCAAAAAUAAAGCUCAAAGUUUAGAUGCCUUUACUAAAAGAACUAUCUUCUUUGGUCUACCAUCAAGAGUUGACCCGCUCUCACUUCCCUCAGAACAACGAAUGGAAGACAUUCUUCUGAAGUCUACCGCCAUCGAAUUCUUACAAGCUUUCGAAAAAUACUCUUCCCAUGCUUUGCCGUUUAUAAAGGUCGAUAACAAUCAGAUGUUGUUGGAUAGCCUCUACAAUGCUGGAGCUGACAAUGCGUCAAUGUCACAAGACAAAGCUCGACUGCUUAUGAUACUCGCCAUCGGCGCACUCAGCACCUCUGAAACCGACACGGCAGAGACAAUCUUGAUACAUGCUAAGCGUGAGGUCGUCCUGUUUGGCGAUGUCGCAACAUUGCCAAUGGUUCAGUUCUGUCUCUUGAUGUCGGAAUAUCACCUGAACAUGGGCCGCCCUAAUGCUGCAUACUUGCAAGUUUGUUCGGCUUGCACCAGAGCUAUGUCUAUGGGUCUACAUAGUCAGGUUGAGGUUGAUGCAGUUGGGGAGGACUUGCAGCUGCGCUUGACUACAUUCUGGGCACUGUACUUUCAGCAAACAUGGAUCUGCUUCAUCGUUGGAAGAAAGGAAAUCAUUAAAAGGUCUGAUAUCUCCUGCCAGUACCCAGAUGAUCAACCCAUGCUCGUUGAUCUUUGCAAUCUGGCAGCUAUCCAGGAAGAGGCAACAUCAUGUCCGAACGGGCAAAGAUACUGCUCGCUAUCCCAGAUGUACGGAAACACACGAAAGCUUCAUCUGAGAAGUUGGGAUGUUUGUGGAGACCUUUGGUUCGGACCUAGUCCCCUUCGAUGCCAAGGAUCAGGGGCGGAUAAAAUGGCACAGCUUUUAGUCUGUAACACCUACUAUCACUUCAUUCAUACUGUGUAUCGACCAUUCCUCAUCGCCGAGUCGGCACUUAGAGCUUCAGGUCAGUUUGAAAGAGCCAAUGCGAUCUGGAUACGACAAGUGUGUAGAUGUGCCACAGACGCCGCAGAAGACUCGAUUGUGCUCACCCACCAGAUCUUCAAAAGUGUAGAUACCAAAGGGCAUAACUCAAUACGUGGUCUCAAAGCAAAACUCCUCAUUCUCCUUCAGUUGCUGACCGACAACUUGACGCGGCUCGCAACAUUCGACUGUUUUCAUUAUAUUCGCUGGGUAAAAAAGGAGAUCAUUGCCAUCCUCGUCGUCUUAGGCAGUGCGAGCUUUCUCGGAUGGGCCCUCAGCGCAUCCUUCGUCCUCGAAACGUACUGCAUUCGACGCAGUAGAAUACAUCGCUUCAACCACCUUUCCUCUGAUGGGUCGGCUGCAUGGGCCCUGGUCACGGGAGCUUCUGGCGGAAUUGGAUAUGAGAUUGUUCGCGAGCUCGCAAGGAGAGGCUUUAACGUGAUUCUCCAUGGGCGGGACGAACAGGAUCUACUAACCGCCAUGGUGCGGAUACACGAGGAGUUUCCUGUUCCAAAGUUUAAGAUCCUUGUCGCUGAUCCAACUGUCCUUGGAAUCUUGGUCGACUGUGCAGAAGGAAAAGCCAAGGAAACCAACCUUGAAUCAAUUAUCGAAGAAAAUGAAAAGACUAUUCUAAAGAACAUCAACGUUGACGCUCUCUAUCCAAUACAACUCUUUCGCACUCUUCUUCCGACCCUAAUUGACAACGGUCCAUCUCUUUUAAUGAACAUCACCUCCCUAAGCGACAAAGGCAUCCCACUCAAAAUCGAAACCCCAGCAAGCCGGACAUUCCUUUCUAGAAUGACCGAAUCCUCGGCUCUGGAAAUGAAACUCGAGGGUUACGAUGUUGAAGCCUUGUGUGUACAGGUGUCGAGACAUAUGGAUCAAACGGACAGCAGGCUUGCCAAAGCAAUCAUUGCGAGAGCCGGUAACCGCCGGAGUGUUGUUGUCGGUCAUUGGUAUCAGUUUCUUUACAAAGGUCUAAUCGAUUUGCUUCCUGGACGGCUGUGGGACUGGUGCAUGAUACACUACAUUCGUGGGAAGAGAGAUAACGAAUUCAAGGGAAGUUAA
Molecule: messenger RNA, 2277 nt
Organism: Fusarium odoratissimum NRRL 54006
Lineage: Eukaryota; Fungi; Ascomycota; Sordariomycetes; Hypocreales; Nectriaceae
Exons: 6
Coding region: 1-2277 (758 amino acids)
Biological process (GO): positive regulation of transcription from RNA polymerase II promoter by galactose; DNA-templated transcription
Cellular component (GO): nucleus
Molecular function (GO): DNA-binding transcription factor activity, RNA polymerase II-specific; RNA polymerase II cis-regulatory region sequence-specific DNA binding; zinc ion binding
Source: RefSeq, a predicted model, not a curated record